Molecule: messenger RNA, 3381 nt
Organism: Hipposideros armiger (great roundleaf bat)
Lineage: Eukaryota; Metazoa; Chordata; Mammalia; Chiroptera; Hipposideridae
Product: pecanex-like protein 1
Exons: 20
Cellular component (GO): membrane
Source: RefSeq, a predicted model, not a curated record
GAUUCUUGGGAUGGCCAGCAUAUUCCAGUACUUUUCUCCAUUUUUUGUGGUUUGUUAGUGGCAGUGUCCUAUCAUCUCAGUCGCCAAAGCAGUGAUCCAUCUGUACUUUUCUCUUUGGUGCAAUCUAAGAUUUUUCCAAAAACAGAAGAGAAAAAUCCAGAGGACCCUCUUUCUGAAGUAAAAGAUCCACUGCCUGAAAAACUUAGAAAUUCUGUUAGUGAACGUUUACAGUCUGACCUAGUAGUAUGCAUUGUAAUUGGGGUGCUGUAUUUUGCUAUUCAUGUAAGCACAGUGUUCACAGUAUUGCAGCCUGCUCUCAAGUAUGUGUUGUAUGCGUUGGUCGGCUUCGUAGGUUUUGUAACCCAUUAUGUGCUGCCUCAAGUUAGAAAACAGUUACCGUGGCACUGUUUCUCUCACCCUUUGCUGAAGACAGUGGAGUAUAAUCAGUAUGAAGUUCGCAAUGCAGCCACUAUGAUGUGGUUUGAGAAACUUCAUGUGUGGCUUCUUUUUGUGGAGAAGAAUAUCAUCUAUCCAUUGAUUGUUCUCAAUGAACUGAGUAGCAGCGCAGAGACAAUUGCGAGUCCAAAAAAGCUGGACACCGAACUAGGUGCUUUAAUGAUCACCAUUGCUGGUCUGAAGUUGCUACGAUCCUCUUUUAGCAGCCCUACGUAUCAGUAUGUCACAGUCGUCUUCACUGUGCUGUUUUUCAAAAUUGACUAUGAAGCUUUUUCAGAGACCAUGCUGUUGGACCUCUUCUUCAUGUCCAUCCUCUUCAACAAGCUUUGGGAACUCCUUUAUAAAUUGCAGUUUGUGUAUACUUACAUUGCCCCAUGGCAAAUUACUUGGGGUUCUGCUUUCCAUGCUUUUGCUCAACCCUUUGCAGUGCCCCAUUCAGCCAUGUUGUUUGUUCAGGCUGCUGUAUCAGCCUUCUUUUCUACGCCACUAAACCCCUUUCUGGGAAGUGCAAUAUUCAUCACUUCAUAUGUUCGACCUGUGAAAUUCUGGGAGAGAGACUAUAACACAAAACGAGUGGAUCAUUCAAAUACCAGAUUGGCUUCCCAGCUUGAUAGAAAUCCAGGAUCAGAUGACAACAAUCUGAAUUCCAUCUUUUAUGAACAUUUAACCAGAUCCCUACAACACAGUCUCUGUGGUGAUUUGCUCCUAGGACGGUGGGGAAACUACAGUACAGGGGACUGUUUCAUUCUUGCCUCUGACUACCUCAAUGCAUUAGUACACCUUAUAGAGAUUGGCAAUGGACUGGUCACUUUCCAGCUGCGGGGACUGGAAUUCAGAGGCACUUACUGUCAACAACGGGAGGUGGAGGCCAUAACUGAAGGUGUUGAGGAAGAUGAAGGAUUUUGCUGUUGUGAGCCUGGCCACAUUCCUCAUGUGCUUUCAUUUAAUGCUGCAUUUAGCCAACGCUGGCUAGCUUGGGAAGUCAUAGUCACCAAGUAUAUUCUGGAGGGUUAUAGCAUCACUGACAAUAGUGCUGCCUCUAUGCUUCAAGUCUUUGAUCUUCGGAAAGUACUCACCACUUAUUAUGUCAAGGGUAUCAUUUAUUAUGUUACAACCUCUUCUAAGCUAGAGGAGUGGCUAGCUAAUGAGACAAUGCAGGAAGGACUACGUCUGUGUGCAGAUCGAAAUUAUGUUGAUGUGGACCCUACAUUUAAUCCAAACAUUGAUGAAGACUAUGACCACCGACUAGCAGGCAUAUCCAGGGAGAGUUUCUGUGUAAUUUACCUCAACUGGAUAGAGUAUUGCUCUUCCCGAAGAGCAAAGCCACUGGAUGUGGACAAAGAAUCCUCCCUGGUGACUCUUUGUUAUGGACUGUGUGUUCUGGGACGGAGAGCUUUGGGGACUGCAUCCCACCAUAUGUCCAGUAAUUUAGAGUCAUUCCUCUAUGGAUUGCAUGCCCUAUUUAAGGGAGAUUUCCGUAUUUCUUCAAUUCGAGAUGAAUGGAUCUUCGCCGACAUGGAAUUGCUAAGAAAAGUAGUAGUCCCUGGAAUCCGUAUGUCCAUUAAACUUCAUCAGGAUCAUUUCACUUCUCCAGAUGAGUACGAUGACCCUACUGUGCUCUAUGAAGCCAUUGUAUCCCAUGAAAAAAACCUCGUGAUAGCCCAUGAAGGGGACCCUGCAUGGCGAAGUGCAGUCCUUGCCAACUCUCCCUCCCUGCUUGCUUUGCGGCACGUCAUGGAUGAUGGCACCAAUGAAUAUAAAAUCAUCAUGCUCAACAGGCGCUACCUUAGUUUCAGGGUCAUUAAAGUGAAUAAGGAAUGUGUCCGAGGUCUUUGGGCAGGGCAACAGCAGGAGCUUGUUUUUCUCCGUAACCGUAACCCAGAGAGAGGUAGCAUCCAAAACGCAAAGCAAGCUCUGAGAAAUAUGAUAAAUUCAUCUUGUGAUCAACCUAUUGGUUACCCGAUCUUUGUCUCACCCCUGACAACUUCUUACUCUGACAGUCAUGACCAGCUUAAAAAAAUUCUUGGGGGACCUAUCAGUUUGGGAAACAUCAGAAACUUCAUAGUGUCAACGUGGCACAGGUUAAGGAAAGGUUGUGGAGCUGGAUGUAACAGUGGUGGUAAUAUUGAAGAUUCUGAUACUGGAGGUGGGACUUCCUGCACUAGUAACAAUGCAACAACUGCCAAUGAUCCCCACAGCAGUGUGAUCCAAGGAAGCACUGGAAAUCCAGGCCAGGGGUUGGGUGCAGGACUCCAUCCGCCUGUCACAUCUUAUCCUCCAACACUCGGUAACAUGAAACAAAAUUACAUGUAUAUUGUUAGCCUCUUAGCUGUGGGGUUCAGUUGGUAUGUAUGCAGUCUAUAUUUAUUUAAAAUACAGAUUGUGGAUCCCAGUCAAAUUCUGGAUGGGAUCAACCUGUCAAAAAGAAAAGAGCUGCAGUGGCCUGAUGAGGGUAUUCGGUUAAAAGCUGGGAGAAACAGCUGGAAAGACUGGAGUCCUCAGGAGGGCAUGGAAGGCCAUGUGAUUCACCGAUGGGUGCCUUGCAGCAGAGAUCCAGGUACUAGAUCCCACAUUGACAAGACAGUACUCCUGGUUCAGAUUGAUGAUAAAUACGUGACUGUAAUUGAAACAGGGGUACUAGAACUUGGGGCUGAAGUGUGAGCCAGUGCUUUAGAACUACAUGUAUUUUCCCUCUCAAUUUCAAGACGUUGGGAAAAGAGAGGAGGCAGCAGAAGAUGUCUGCAGGCCUCACUUUGGUCCUAGAGGAGAGACUUGAACGUGGAGGGGGCUUGAUUAAGCGCCUCUCCUUUGCCCUCCACCCAGACUCCUGUCACUGUCUUUGUCCCCGAAUAAAUCUGAAAUAUUUUUUUAAGUUAGCUGCUGAGAAAACAUUUUGCAUGAAGGAUAAAGUUCUGUUAAAAUACA